AUGACUGUCGCCUUGCCUUAUCGCGACAUCAAUGUGCACUCGUCGCCCUCGCACUAUGCCUUCUCCUCGCCCUCUUCUCCCUCAGCACCUACGCUUGUGAUAGAUCGCCCCUCAGGCGACAUCCGCCUGCACGAUGGAAAGCUGCUGGGCUCGAAGCGCGUUUCGAGCAUUGCAGGUAUUCUCGGUAUCAUCAAGUUGCGACUAGACAAGUACAUAAUCGUCAUUACCAAGGCCCAGCCCAUGGGCAGGAUAAAGGGACACAUGAUCUACAAGAUUGUCGCGACCGAGUUUCUAUCAUUACGCGAAAAGCCGCUGCACGACCCUGAUGAGGACAACUACCUCAGUCUGCUCAAGACGCUCCUCAAGACCUCGCCCUUGUUCUUCUCCUACUCAUUCGACAUCACCAACACCUUCCAGCGACAGGCACACCUUGACCCUUCGAUCCCCCUAUGGAAGCGCGCCGACGAUCGCUUCUACUGGAACCGCUUCGUGUCCAGCGACCUUAUCGACUUUCGCGGAGGACUAAGCGGCGGAUAUGGAAGGCACUCGAGUGGGAACCACCCCGGCGCGGACCCCUACAUCCUCCCUAUCAUGUAUGGCAUGAUGGAGAUCAAGAACACCUCGAUCAAGGGGACUCCGCUUACUUUCAUCCUCAUCACCCGGCGGUCGCGUCUCAAGGCUGGAACGAGAUACUUUUCGCGCGGCAUCGACGAGAAUGGCAACGUCUCCAACUUCAACGAGACAGAACAGACCAUCAUAUUGAACGACAAAGCUUCAAGCGGACCAGGAGGCUUUGGCGCAAACCAGAACGGUGCUGCGGGUGCUGCCGCUGGCAAGGAGACGCAGGUACUCGCAUAUGUUCAGACAAGAGGCAGUGUACCCGUGUACUGGGCUGAGAUCAACACCCUAAAGUACACUCCUAAGCUCCAGGUCCGCGGAGUCGAGAACGCCCUGCCAGCGGCAAAGAAGCAUUUUGCUGAACAAAUCCGACUAUACGGUGAUAACUGGAUGGUCAACCUUGUCAACCAGAAGGGUCGUGAGCAGCGAGUCAAGGAAGCAUACGAAGAGAUGGUCAACCUGCUCCACACUUCGCCGGCCGAGAAUGUUGAAGGCGACAGGAUAACACCCGAAAAGUUUCACAUCAUCGACCCUGCGAGGGCCCAGACGGUAUACGAUCGCUUGCACUACGUCUACUUUGACUUUCACAACGAAACCAAGGGACUGCGAUGGGACCGCGCGAAGCUUUUAUUGAACCAACUGGAGCCGCAUAUCCUGAAGCACGGCUACUUUUGCGGUGUUGACAUGCCAGGAGAUGCUGGCGGUGUAGAAGUCAGACGCCACCAGACCGCCGUUGUGCGAACCAACUGUAUGGACUGCCUCGACCGCACCAACGUCGUGCAGAGCAUGCUUGGUCGCUAUGUCCUCUCGCGCAUGCUCAUCGACCUCGGUCUGAUGCGCGAAGGCGAGAGUGCAGAAGAAGACCAGGCGUUUGAGCACCUCUUCCGCAACGUGUGGGCCGACAACGCCGACGUCGUCUCAAAGUCAUACUCUGGCACUGGAGCGCUCAAAACAGACUUCACCCGCCUCGGUGUACGAACAAAGCAGGGUGCCCUCCAGGAUCUCAACAAUUCCAUCACACGCUACUGCCUCAACAACUUCGCCGACGGGCCCCGCCAGGAUGCCUUUGACCUCUUCCUCGGCACAUACCUCCCCAGCGACUCUGCCAUGAGCGGUCAACUCCUCUUUGCAGACCGCCGCCCCCUAUUCAUCCAAUCAAUACCCUACAUCCUCGCCGCAAGCAUCUUCCUCAUUCUCGUUGGCACCUUCACGCGCCGCGCCCCUGAUGCUGCUGUCUGGCCUCUGCGCCUUCUGCUUCUUUUGUCGAUCCUUACAGCGGCGGUAUGCUUCAACUUUAUCUGGAGCAAUGGCACUCUUUACGUGAACUGGCCUAAACUCAACCGCCAACCUCCCCAGAUCGAAGCCUUCCAGGAGACGCUGUCCAAGAGGGUGAGGGUGAGGGUGGUUUCUGUUGAGUUGCUUUCUUAA
This is a messenger RNA of Pyrenophora tritici-repentis Pt-1C-BFP, 2046 nucleotides long. Its product is annotated as Phosphoinositide polyphosphatase (Sac family). The record is from RefSeq and is a predicted model, not a curated record. NCBI's taxonomy places the organism in Eukaryota, Fungi, Ascomycota, Dothideomycetes, Pleosporales, Pleosporaceae. Gene Ontology annotation, cellular component: endoplasmic reticulum. Gene Ontology annotation, biological process: phosphatidylinositol dephosphorylation. Gene Ontology annotation, molecular function: phosphatidylinositol-4-phosphate phosphatase activity.